GCCCCCAGAAAAGGUCAAAACCCAUAAAUAUGGCUGGAGAGUACCCAUCAUCAUCAUUCUCUGAGGACUGGCGGCAUCGUAUAUUGAUCCCUACAGUCCUUGCAGGGUUUGCAGGUGGAGGAGUUGGGUUGGUGUCAAAACAUCGAAAAGUGCAUGGCCUUGCUAAUAUUUCAGCUACUUAUGCCGCUAAUUUCGCUAUUGUUACCGGCUGCUAUUGCGGAGCACGUGAAUUUGUAAGAGCAACUCGCAAAACAGGACCUGAUGAUCUACUGAAUUCUGCAAUUGCUGGAUUUGGUUCUGGUGCUAUACUGGGUCGUCUUCAAGGUGGUCAACUUGGUGCUUAUCGCUACUCGCUCAUCUUUGCUGUUGCUGGGACGGCAGUGGAUUUUGCUGUUCCAAAAGUAAGACAUAAAUUACGCCACUUCAGUGAAUCUAUGUUUGACAAGAACGGUUCGUUGAAGUUGCCAGAAUGGUCUCCUAUACAAGUACUUGAUGAAGAAGCCCUUGCUGCAAAACGAGCUCGAGAAGAAAAACUCUAUGCACAAAGAACUCUAAGCAAAGAAGAAUCAUAAGGAUAGGCUGAUUCAUGUAUUCUAGGCUCUAGUGCUUUUAUAAUUAUCAAUAAUAAUGUUAUUGGAUGAUGUUAGUUCAGCUGUUUGGCAGCUAAUAUUAUCUUUGCUGUGGAUUAUGUUUUGGGUCCUCCUUUCUUUUAUUGUUUGAUUUUGUUAUAUUUUGCUGUCAUCUUUGUCAAAAUUUGUACUAAUGAACUUUUGAGAAUGAUUUUAACGUCCUUUGUUUCAUUUGUUGAAGAUCAACA
Durio zibethinus is the source of this 817-nucleotide messenger RNA. RefSeq lists its product as uncharacterized. Gene Ontology annotation, molecular function: transmembrane protein transporter activity. The record is from RefSeq and is a predicted model, not a curated record. Gene Ontology annotation, cellular component: TIM22 mitochondrial import inner membrane insertion complex. Gene Ontology annotation, biological process: protein insertion into mitochondrial inner membrane. NCBI's taxonomy places the organism in Eukaryota, Viridiplantae, Streptophyta, Magnoliopsida, Malvales, Malvaceae.